AUGAGACUGAACUCAAAUCUCCGGUCAUGGUGGUGGGUAGCAAGUGUUCUUGUGAUCCUCGUAUUAAUGGAACGACCAGUGACAUCACAGAAGAUCGACAGAAAUAACACAAUGAUCAGAUGGUAUUGUAGUAGCUACAGAGGCAUGAACGGACAGGUUUUUCUUAAAAACCUCAACACCACCCUUUCUAGCCUCAGAAAGCAGUUAUCCAGAGUCAAAAAUUAUCACGCAGUCUCGAAGGCUGUGAUUAAUGGCGAAUCGGUUUUUGGUCUAGCUUUGUGCAGGGAAUAUCUCCCCACUACAGCGUGUCUGUCUUGUUUUGACACCGCUGUUUCUUACAUGAAAGUAUGUGGCCUGGGGAAUGGUGCUCAUAUUUUCUAUGAUGACUGCGAGAUCAGGUAUGAAAACAGAAAUUUCUACAAUGACGCCAUCGUGAAAACUAGCAUUGCAAUAUGUGGCAAUACAACAUCAUCAUAUCCAAAGGAACUGAAGAAAAUAGCAAGUGGGUUGCUUUCAGAUCUUCAGAUCGCAACCCCAAAAACAUCAAAUUUUUUUGCUGUUUCCACAAGGCAAAUUACUGGCAGUAAUGCUACAGUUUAUGCGGUUGCACAAUGUGUCCGCAACAUAAGUGAAAGUAUGUGUGUAGAAUGUUUAAAGAUCAGAUCUAGAUUUUUAGCGGACUGUCUUCCGAGUACAUUAGGAAGGGCAAUUGAUGAUGGAUGUUUUAUGAAGUAUUCCGAAACUCCAUUUUUCCAAUUCAAUCAAACAACUGAUAUCUCAAAUCUCUUACAGAACGAAAAUUCAAGAAAUCUAAGAUUCAUUGUUGGGGGAGUUGUUGGUGGUGUAUGCAUGUUGUUGUUCAUCUUGGCAUUCCUCUUUUGGCAUCAUAGAUCGAGAAAGCCAAAACACUCCAGAGAAGACAAGUCAACUGGAGCAACUGAUAUGCUGCAAAGGACGACUGUUUAUACAUAUAAAGAUUUAAAAAUGGCGACAAAUAACUUUUCCGACCAAAAUAAAAUCGGAGGCGGGUUUGACAGGUUGUAUAAGGGUGUUCUUAAGGAUGCAAAUACUGUUGCAAUAAAGAAAAUAGAAAUAGCAUCUACGAGUGGAAAAGGUUACUUGGAUGGUGAAAUCCAAAUCAUCAGUAAUGUUCAUCACCGCUAUCUCAUUCGUCUCCUUGGAUAUUGUCGUAAAGGGCGACACCUGUAUCUUGUCCUUGAGUACAUGGAAAAUGGUAGCCUUGAUAAAUUUCUCUACGGUGAUAAAAGGGGAACCUUAAAUUGGAGACAAAGAUUCGACAUAAUAUAUGGUACAGCUAGGGGACUUGCAUAUCUACAUGAACAGUACCAUGUUAAAAUCAUUCACACAAAUAUAAAAUCCAGCAACAUUUUGUUGGACAAUGUAUUUCAGCCGAAAAUUGCAGAUUUUGGGCUAGUAAAACUAUUGCCACAAGAUAAGACACAUCUCAGCACCAAAGUUACGGGCACCUUGUCUAAUGGCUAUAUAGCACCAGAAUAUGCAAAUAAUGGGCAGUUGUCUGAGAAAGUUGAUAUUUACAGCUUUGGUGUUGUUAUCCUUGAAAUCAUCAGUGGAAAAUGGUGCAAUGACAUGCUUGAAAAUGAAUCUGCCACACCGAACCUUGUUGAUCUUGCAAGGAGUCUAUAUGAUAAUGAAAUGCAUUUGAAUAUCAUCGAUGGUACACUAGACCAAAAUGAAUAUGCAAUAGAAGAUGCAAAGAAAAUCGUGGAGAUAGCCUUGAUGUGCACACAUUCAACGGCUUCAGUGAGACCAACAAUGUCCGAUGUGGUUAUACUUUUAAGCGAACAUUCAUUUAGUAUAAGGCGUCCCAUGAAGUCUACAAUCGAUGAUUGUGAUAUAAAGAUUCAAGUGGAUACCUCUAUUUCCACUUCAAAAUAG
Molecule: messenger RNA, 1917 nt
Organism: Lactuca virosa
Lineage: Eukaryota; Viridiplantae; Streptophyta; Magnoliopsida; Asterales; Asteraceae
Source: the annotation of a GenBank genome assembly